ACCAAGCUAUGCUUUGUGGUUGAGACCGAAACUGCUCGCAGCAGUGGCCAAAUGACCUUAGCGGCCUACCGGUUCCUAUCUGACCAGUUGGCCGCUGUGAUCACCACAUCCGGGCUGGUUAUUUUCUCACAGUCGCAUGUGUUAUACUCUCAUAUGCGUUAAAAAACGAGGUCAAUACAGGAUCCUCAUAAAUAUGGGGUAAUCAGUUUGAAAAACACCGACAACUACGCUGUUAUGAGGAAAUUGCGUCUUUCAGAGUUAUCAAACGAAAAAUCAGUCAGUCUCAAGCGAAAGCAGGACUUUUCAACUGUGACUUUUCUAUGACAUCGCAAACCUAAUCGUGUCUAAAAUAAGGAUAAGUAUAUAUAUGGCCAUGAUGUUUUCAAAAUCCUCCUCUUCUCAACGACAUUUAGAUCUUGUAAUUAUAAAAUGUAACUGAAUAUUCAAAGUUCGUUUACGAAGUUGAUGUUAUGUUUUCGCAACAACGAUUCGUCUGCGAUUCCACUUAAUUCGAAAGUACAGUUAUAUAACCGGUCUAAAGCGAGCUUUUUCCGGGGAAAAAUUCACAGUUUGGCUGCAUUACAACGGAGUUAUUUUCUAGGCCCUUCGUAUCCACGUAGCUGAGUGAUAAAUAAAAAACGUGUUUGGCUUGGUGUGGAUCGUAUCCAACCAAAGGUCAAGAUUAGCAACCUUGAAAUAUGCAAAUAACAUUAUGCAUAACGAGUAAACCGGUUCAUCCACUGUUGCACCUUUCACGUGAAGGAAGCGUGUAGGGCCUUCUAGAUUUGCGAUGAUUCAAUGUAGCGAAGAUAUUCAUUGUGGUAGGGAUUUCGAGGAUUUGAAGCAGCAGAAGUGUUGCUUUCUUUCCAUCAAUUAUUUUUUAAAGUUGUCUGAAAUGUUGUCUGAAUGCGAUUUAGUGGCUUUAUCUUCGAUGGAACGAUUCAUGAGCAAGUAGAUUUUGAAAUAGUUACAGAAAAUUUGAUAGAGAAGCUGGGUCAUCUUGCGGCAGAGCAGUGUAUGCAACACGGAUUUCUUGAAGGUUUCAAAGUCAAGAUCUUAUUUCCAACUCAGCAGAAAAGCAGCAUCAACAAUGUAUAAUUCAAUUGCAUCGCAAAACUACUUAUUGACACUGGCGAUUGAAUAGGAUUUAGGAGACCUUAGGAUAGUCAGUCAAUUCGAUGUUUAUGUUUAUGCCUAAUAAAUAUUCAAGAAUGGAGAAAAACAACCUCAAUGCAAGAGGUCGCUUUCCUUGGUCAGCGUCGACAGAGCUACAAGGAUUUGCAACACGCUUGUUUCGCAUUCUAUUCUCCGUGGAGGUCCUGGAAUAUUUAUCUGUAUACUUGUACGAAAAAUUGUACUCUCAAAGGGCAACUAGAAACUAGUCCAGCGGUCUAAAAUGGGAAUUAAGCAAAAUUAUUCAACUGUAUGCAACUAAACAGGUAAUUGACAACUCUGAGCAAGUGUCACGAGUUGGCGAAGGAAACAACAGCAGACUAAAUGCUCCGCAUUGAUUUCUUCCUCGAAGCAAUUCUUCCUUUGCAUUACGUGAGAUAACUCAUCAAGCUUUUUGUAAACUAGCGCCGAGAAAAGACUUUCAAUGGUGUGACUCUAUUUAAAAGUUCUUGCAGCAUAAAUUACCCUCAUUAGCAUAAGAAAACAAAAAAAAUUCGCUCGCCAAGUUGAGCAAGGCGAAUGCAACGGAUUGAAAAUUUGACGAUCUAGCUUCCUACAGAGUCAGAAUUCGUGAGCAUCAGUACCCUAGCUUUAAUUUCUUUAAAAAGUUAGAAUCAAAAAGCGUUUUGAACCUGCAGGUUGUACAACUUGAAAAUAAUUUUUGGUAACAGCCGGAAACUUGCAAAACCGGUCAUGAACCCGGCCUCCAAACUUGACCGACUUGCAUGGUUGCAGGAAAAUUUUCGAUCAAAACCUUGAAUCGGCAGUCGUUGGCCGGUACACUUCACACAGCUUUUCGAAGAGGGAGUUUCGAUGGAAGUUUGGUCAAAAAUCGAGUUGAAUCGACGGAAAAUGGUCGAAAUUUUCGACCGACCCUUUUAGCAGUGCGCCGUGAAUGUGUCAGCCAAGAGCACAGCUGACUUGGAGAUCGGAUGGAGGGGAAAGCGCUUCGGGUACAGCUCGAACGAAGAGUCGACUCGUGUUGGUCGUGGGUAGUAUGUUUUUCAUCUUUCAUCGUUCAGUUUUUAAUUCUUGGAACUCACAAUUCAUUCGGUUCAUUCUUUGUGGCAUUGUUGGGAGAAUUUCAGCGAAGUGAAGCCGAGACUGCAUGGAUUGGCUCGUUGGCCAUGGGUAUCACAUACAUGGCAGCUCCAAUUGCUACCAGCCUUUGCGACCGCUGGGGAUGCCGGGUGGUCAUGUGUCUUGGCAGUGUGACUUAUAUGGCAGCGAUGCUUCUGACAUCAGUCGUGCAGCACAUGUCACUCAUGUACAUUACAUACGGUGUUUUGUUUGGUUUUGCAUCCAGUUGUUGUUACUUCUCAUCGUUUUACAUCCUCAUUCUGUAUUUUAACAAGCACCUCGCUCUAGCUAAUGGAAUCGCCGCCGCUGGCGCCGGGGCAGGAACAAUGUCCUUGAGCCUGACGGUGGACAAGUUGAUCACCUCGUAUGGACUAAGAAUCACUUUUCGAGGAUUAGCGGCAUCGUCCCUUUUUCUUUUCUUAGCUGGACUAACUUUCCUACCAAUUGACUUCAGAGAAGGAGAAGAUGAGUUUUUGAAAAAGGAGGCACUUCUGAAAGAACAAGAAGAGAUAGAAAUAAAAGACAACUUGAUCAAAUAUAUCAAAGAACUGCUGAAGCCUGCUCCAGUGUGGGGAAAUAAGGCAUUUGGCGCAUGGACCGUGGCUUUAGCUAUGGUUCUCAUUGCGUACUAUAUUCCCUACAUGUACCUGAUUCGUCUUGCAGAGAGUGUAGGAAUACCUUCAGCUCAAGGGGCCCUUCUGGUUGGUUACUUUGCCUUGGCCCAAACAGUCGGCAAGAUCUUCUUUGGGAAGCUUGGGGACUCAUCCCGUGUCAGCCGUUUGACUCUUACGCAAACAGCUCUUUUGGUCAUCGCCGUGGCAGCAUGUCUGUGCCCCUUGGCCCAGUCCCACACAGCCCUUCUCACCUACUCCAUGGUGUCGGGGCUCUUUGAUGGGUGCCUUUGUGUGAUGAUCGGUCUUGUUACCCAUGACAUCGUGGGCCGACAGAUGAUGGCAAAAGCCGUUGGGACUUUGUAUGGCAUCGUGGCGAUUCCAAUGACAGUGGGACCUCCUAUGGCAGGUCUCCUUUUUGAUAGCACCGGCAGCUACAACAUUGUCUUCUUCCUUUCCAGCGGUCUCGUGAUUGGUGGAAGCUGCGUCAUGUUUCUCAUCCCGAUUCUAUUUCCCGCCAAGCCAAGCCGACUGAAGGUCAUUACUCCAGAUAUCAUUUUGUCAAUGCCAGAUAAGCUGCAAGACAACGAUGACAUAGGCCUCCUCGAGGGCGAUAAAGCCAAAUUAAGAACUUCCCAUACGUCCUUUAGGAGCUUCGCUAACGACUUGGAGAUCUGCAGGAGUCGCUCGCUAUUAGACAGGACGCCGAAUCUGAGGUCUCGUCCAAGCAGUUUUGUGCUAUUUUCAAUCGUGCCGGAAGGAAGUUUCAGAGAUUUGUCACAGUUAAAUGAACGAUAUUCCAACAGCAGAGAGGCAAGCUACGCGUCUCUAGUAAGACUUUCAGAAAUAAUAGUCGACAGCCGAGUCAGCAGCUGUGCUCGGUUAGAACCCGUCGCCGAAGCCGAGAUUUCGGAUUCAGGUUUGUCUCCCGAGUUCCUUGAAGUAAUAAAACCACAAACACCUGUGCCUGAACUGUACGUUACUGCAUCAAGGUCAUGUGAGUGCAUUAACGAGUCUAUCAGCCAUGUCAUGGCUGUAGAUCUAAAAGUAGACAGUGCGCCGGCCAAAAUUGUCUCCCAAUCCACCGAGAGUGGCUUUGCUUCUGAAGAAUCUGUCGCAACCACAUGUGAUAAUGGUAUCGAGCUUAUUUCGUCCAGUUCAGAUUUGGAUGAAAAACGCCUUAGUGGUUACUCGUGGAAUUCAACUGGCAGUGACCUGUCGUGUAAGACUGAGUGUUCUGAGGCUGGCACCGAAGACAGUGGAUACGGUGACGAGUCGACGCAAGUACACUGUGUUGCGGAAGGCAGCGUGCAAAUAGAUGUUCACAGGAAACCUUCCAUAAACACUUGCGUCUCCAAAGAUAACCUGCAACCAGACUUGAGACAAGAUAAUGGCUAUUGCAGCUGUGAGUCUUCGCUAGAUGUACGAAAGAGCUACACUGAGCUCACUGGCAGUGAUGACGAAGCGGUUGCUGAGCAUGCGCAGAAAGGGCUCUUUAUUGAAAACGCAAGCCAUUCAAACUUUUACACAGGAGAAAAGAAGAGAAAGGUUUCGGAGGUGUCUCAUUGCACAUGCGGAGAAGACGAAGAUGACGCAGUCAACAAGCUUAUUUCAGACGCCAAAGAAAUAAUUGAACUCAAAAAGCCUUACACAUCGGAGUUACCUCAACCACCAGACAUCUACAGUGAGUUGUUCGAGGAAGUACUGGAAGAAGUCAAUGAGUAUGUGGAGAACUUCUCGGAAUUAACAGACUACCAGGGCACAAUGAAGAUAUUACCUAAAGUAAGCAUGACAGAUCUAAUAUCUUGUGAACAGGAAACAGUUAUUUAAAUUAUGAACGAGUAGAGAAGAGGCUACUGGAGAAGAGCACGAGCGCUGAGAAAAGACUCGGCGCCAGGCUUUCAGAUUACAGAUUUAGAGAAAGUGAGAGUAUUCUAGAACAUGGUAUUUCUCUCUUAAGACAUUUAGGGGCUUACUGCAAGCCACAACGUAAUUAGCUAUUCCCGUGCUAGAACGUUGUUUUUGUUUAAUGUUACAGCGGAAUGCAACAGAAGUCAAUUUUGAUUGUUAAUCUGUUAAGUGUACCUGUUGCCAGUUAGUAGCAAGUGGUAGAUUUUUUGUCGUCAUUACCUGCUUGACGUAGUAAUUCAGAUUUCAAUUCUAUGGAAAAUGUGGCGUAAUGCUUUUGACAAAAAAUUUAAUCAGAAAAAUGAAUCACAAGAAAGCUUUCAAAUGACUUCCAGUGUAUGCGGGUUUUAUUAAGAAGCCCUAGUGGAUCGAAGGUGUCGUUUAACGGCCGAAAUAGAGAAUAAUCAAAUGAUAGAUACCCUCUGUUAAUCAACGGAGAUCCGAGAGACAAGUUUGAAUCACCUCUCAUGGUGUGGCAACUAGUAACCCAUCCCCCCUCCCCUCACCAGCGCACUAUUUGCUACAUGUUACAAACUGGUAAUUACAAUGUAACCAGUAAUUAGAAUGGGUCAGAGAGUAUUCCCUUGUAACAGAAGGAUAAUCUUUUACCUUACUCAACUAAUUUAAGAGGCUGAAUUUCCUUUUAUAGAAUGCAUAUCAAACAGGGCUGACAAGUCACAUUCCUGACACCAGCCUCGAUCCCAGAAUCUUUCUCCUCUGUUGAAUGGCUUGAUUAAAAGAAUAGUGGAAGUAAAGGAGAACUGGCCUGAAAUCGGGGCUGUUCUGGUACGGAAAAUUUAGGAAAGGCUAUGACAAUUAGGUCAUUUUUGUCAUUGUUGUUGUUUUAAAGAUAGACACAACUGUAUGCUUGAUGAAAGUAAAGCCUGUCUAGCUUUCCUAAGAAGCUUGCCGCAAUUUUGAGCGUACAAUAAAAGAAAAGAUUUUUUUAUAUAUUUGGUAAUACGUGGGGUUGGAUUAAAACUAAAUUAUAUUUUAAUGGUAAAAUAUGAAGUAAAUAUGCUUGAGAGCUUUUUAUUUUGUCAAUCAAAAAAUGAUAUAUCUAUAUAAUAAAGUCUGUCUAUGGAGUAGUUAGAAGCUUCAGUUUUUGUUUAUAGGGUUAUGGUUAACGAAAAGAAGCUUUGAAGAAACGGGAGUUUCGGUAUAUUUAUUGCUUUAUAUAUAACUCAGUAUAUGAAACGAAUCUAAACCUUACAUCCAAAUAUCAGUUCACUCAAAGCUCUACUUGAAUUAGUUAGAGUAUCUGGAGUAAUUAUUUAAAGGCAGUGUUGCGAAAUGUAUUUAAUGUGUUUUGGGACCCAGUCAGUGAAAAUAUAUAAUUAACUGGUUUGCUAUUUUUGAAGUUGGUGAACCUAAUUAGGAAACUCUUCUAUGAAGAGUUUAGUCUAAGCCAGGAAAUAAAUUAUGAUUGUUUUGCCGUAA
This is a messenger RNA of Stylophora pistillata, 6212 nucleotides long. Its product is annotated as monocarboxylate transporter 12. The record is from RefSeq and is a predicted model, not a curated record. NCBI's taxonomy places the organism in Eukaryota, Metazoa, Cnidaria, Anthozoa, Scleractinia, Pocilloporidae. Gene Ontology annotation, biological process: transmembrane transport. Gene Ontology annotation, molecular function: transmembrane transporter activity.